AUGUACCAUGCAGAGAGCUUUGCGAAACUUGGCUUUGACACAUAUCUCGUAGGCUACCGAGGAUCGAAACCUAUUCCCGGACUGCUAUCCUUACCACGCGUGCACUUCUCUUACCUCCCCACCCCGCCGUCAAAAGUUGGCCGUCUCCCUUUCAUUAUCGUGGCACCGUUCAAGGUCGUCCGGCAGACGUUGACAAUACUCAUCACGUUGCUGUGGCGUCUCCCGCAUGUUCCUGAGUUCAUCAUGGUCCAAAAUCCUCCAAGUAUACCGACUCUUGCGCUAGUGUGGCUCUUUGCCAGGAUUCGUGGAAGUAAAAUCAUUAUAGACUGGCACAACACGGGAUAUAGCAUCCUCGCUCUCAGACUGGGGGACGAGCACAUACUGGUGAAACUUGCAAGGGCGUUUGAGGCGUAUUUCGGCCGUUCCGCCUAUGCCCAUUUAUUCGUUACAAGAGCCAUGCGCACAGCUCUCGUCGAAGAGUGGCAUCUGCAAGGCUUAGGAGCUGUUUUACACGAUCGUCCUCCGUCUUACUUCCAUCGUUGCACUCCAUCCGAAGUUCACGAGCUCUUCCUGAGAUUAUCUCCUUCAUUACCACAAAAAUUUCUUCCCGAAUACUCCACGCCAUAUUCCACACCAUUUACCCACAUCUCUAAUCAUACACAAUCCUCAAGCUCUCGCCCAGCCAUACUCGAACAGCUCAGCAUGCCGUCCCUUCGUUCGGACCGUCCCGCUAUUGUCGUGAGCAGCACCAGCUGGACCCCCGACGAGGACUUCUCCAUCCUCCUCAAAGCUCUAACUCUAUACGAAAAACAAGCUCGGGAAAUAAACCGCCCGCCCAGCGUGAAGGGAAGGCUUCCUAAGCUGCUGAUGAUUGUGACCGGGAAAGGACCAUUGAGGUCCAAGUACAUGAACGAGGUUCAGAGGCUACAAAAUGGCGAUGAAGGAAACGAACCGUGGGAGUGGGUCCAGUGUAUCAGCCUGUGGCUCGAAGCACAGGAUUAUCCACUGUUACUCGGCUCCGCUGAUCUAGGGAUUUCCUUGCACUCGAGUUCCUCGAAUAUGGACCUACCGAUGAAAGUGGUAGACAUGUUCGGUUGCGGCCUGCCUGUGUGCGCUCUCGACUUUGCUUGCCUUUCAGAACUCGUGAAAGACGGAACAAACGGUCUUGUCUUCAACUCUGCCGAACAACUCGCCAAACAACUCGAGACCCUUCUCUUAUCCUUCCCGGCCUCAAAAGCCCUCGACAACCUCCGAUCCUCUCUCCGUCGCGCUUCCAAGGCGUCGAUUACCUCGCACGAAUUGAGUAGCGUAGGCGAGGAGCUGGACAGCGAUUGGGAGUGGAACAGUUGGGACGAUAACUGGGCGAAGGUCGUGAAGCCUUUGGUGUUGAGUGAUGUGCAGGCUGGACAUGCCGCAGAGUACACUUUGCGGUGA
This is a messenger RNA of Stereum hirsutum FP-91666 SS1, 1434 nucleotides long. RefSeq names its product beta-1,4-mannosyltransferase. Gene Ontology annotation, cellular component: endoplasmic reticulum. Bases 1 to 1434 code for a protein of 477 amino acids. Gene Ontology annotation, molecular function: mannosyltransferase activity. Lineage: Eukaryota; Fungi; Basidiomycota; Agaricomycetes; Russulales; Stereaceae. The record is from RefSeq and is a predicted model, not a curated record. The transcript is spliced from 10 exons.